GACGCACUUCCUGUUUGUUGUUGGAGAAAGGAGAGAAAGGAAAGCGCGAGGAUCGUCGCCGCCGCCACCGCCGCCGCCAGCGCCGCCGUGCCGGAGCCGAGGAGACCCGGCCGCCGCCCCGCCGCGCCUUCCGCCGCCGGCUCCAGCGUCCUCGGACUGGUUCCAACAGCCUGUUAAAACAUGGUGGAUUACUAUGAAGUUCUAGGCGUGCAGAGACAUGCCUCAGCCGAGGAUAUUAAAAAGGCGUAUCGGAAACUGGCACUGAAGUGGCAUCCAGAUAAAAAUCCGGAGAAUAAAGAAGAAGCAGAGAGAAAAUUCAAGCAGGUUGCUGAGGCGUAUGAGGUGUUAUCAGACGCGAAAAAACGGGACAUCUAUGACAAAUACGGCAAAGAAGGAUUGAACGGUGGCAGUGGAGGUGGAAGUCAUUUCGACAGUCCGUUUGAGUUCGGCUUCACAUUCCGAAAUCCAGAUGACGUCUUCAGGGAAUUUUUUGGUGGAAGGGAUCCAUUUUCUUUCGACCUCUUCGGUAAGUUGUGUGGGUCGAGGUUGCUGAGGUGUGUCUGCGGCUCACGAGUACCCUUUGGGCUGAUCGCUGUCCUUGAACGUGCUGUCUGGGCAGUGCAGUCUCUUCUCCCUCUGGAAGAUUUUCCUGAAUUUACACCUUGCACACCAAGACCACCAGAGCUUGACCUCGUUCAUUUCCUCGGUUGCGUUUGGCUCUAAUUAACCUCCUCUUGUUGCCUCGUUUAGCCGUGGGAAGGAUGUGGACACUGGGGGCUCGGAAGUGCCGUUUCUGAUGGACAGUGAACUCUCUGUGCGUUUGCUGCAUAUAGUCUGGUUAAACACUGGGCCUCCGGAGACAGUUGGUGUGCACACUUGCUGGAUUUCCCGACUGUGGACACGGCUGGAGCAGGGCGUCUCGGCGGUGGUGUUUGGGGAAGCGCUGUGCUGAAGGAGAGCGGCUGUGUCACGUAGGGAGGGUUUCCCACCAGCUGCGCCUCGCGCUCCGGACUCGGCCUGUGUCGGACUCCGGACUCCUGCCUCCUGCGGGCAGUUGGUUGCUGGGUGACCUGGGAGGGCCGGGUUCGCUGUGAGCUCUCUGUCUACCUGAGGGGAGAUGCGUUCUGGUCUGCCCCCUUCAGUGCCCACAGCUGGUUGAAAAGACUGAGCUCCACCUGCAGCCUCAGGCAGGGAGCUGUCUGCACACAGCACCAGCCGCUGCGGCGCGGGGAGGACCAAGGCGCCUCGGUGCCUGGCGGGUGCCGGGCCUCGCAGGAGCCGCAGUCCUCCAGUUUACAUCAGGCGCGGCUCGGACUUUCCUAACUUUUUAGCGUGGUGUGGCCUGACUUUUUAAGGAAGCAGCCUGCGGGGAGGGCUGUGUGUGUAAACGAGUGUAUGUGAGCCGAUUCAGGGACAAAUGGAACAGCAUGAGCUAAGCCAGGGGAGCGGUCCUGUGGGGCGAGGCGGGGGACUGUGUAACCUUUUUGAGGACUUUCCUUGCAUUCGUAACUGCUGCCGUUAAACACAAACAUAGGAUGUGAAGUAGAAUCAUGCGUCCUUUAUUAAUUGUCCUUCAUGUAUUUAGGAAAUCGUAGCGUAAGAAAAACACGGACUUUUAAAGAUCUUUCCAGUCUUGGAAUGAGCUUUGUGGCUCAUCACAGCCUCGAAGCAAGCUCCAGAUGUGUUGUUUCAGGGGAGCAGGGCAGUGUUGGGCGAGGUUGGCCCAGCCUCUGCCGUGGGGUGGCGGGUCCUUAAGGGCUGGGGGUGGGAAGGAGGCCAGGGCAGGCUGCCCUCCCCGAGCCCGUGCCUGGCAACGUACACAGAAAGAGCCCAUUUGUGCUUGAAUGGCGGCCAAGAUGUGUUUCCCUUGGGCCAAGCUUUCCUGUUAAAAAUGAUUGUCCUUGCGCAGCUCUUUCUAGAAUUGGAUGUAGUUUGUACAUGAGAGCGUCCCGCCUCGUGCUGCUCACCUCAUCCGAGCAGAUAUUUCUGUGUAUUCGGGAGAGGCGGGCAGCAGGCGUCUUGCUCUUGGGCUCAGAGCCCAGUCCCUGUAGCUCUGGAAGCCAGUACUAGACGCUCCUGUUGGAGCAGUGGGCACCUCCUGGUUUCUCGGGACUGGCGUGGAGUGAUACUUGUCCCAUCCGUUCUCGUAGGCGUUGUAGGCGACUUCCAUUUUCAGGCCCUCAGGAUUUACAGUCAGGAAAAGGCCUUGCUCCACGGCUACUACAUGUAUGAAGUAACGGCGCAGCCUGCUGGCGGCUUCGAGGAGGCGGCCAGCGAGGAGUUGGAGCCUGAGGAGGAGGCGGUGGAGGACAGCCAGAGCGACGAGGACAGUGAGGCUCUGGACGUGAUCUCCAGCGAGGAGCUUGAGCUCCUCAGUGACACUGAGCCCAGCGAGGGCUGCAGCGGGGGCGGGGGCGGGUCCCCGAGCGAGGACUUGGAGUUUGUCUCCAGUGAGGACGAGGCCCAGGCCAGUCCUGGGGACCCGGAGGAGCUCAUCGAGGAGCUGCUGGGCGAGGAGCUGCCGGGCGAGGAUGGUGGGCCUGAGCUCCUGGCUCUGCUCGCGCCCCUGCCGCCUCUCCCGCGAGGCACCGGCCUCCACCACCGAAAGUACCCAUUUGAGGACUUCUUUGGGAAUCGAAGGACCCCCCGUGGAAGCCGGAGCCGGGGCACGGGAUCCUUUUUCUCUGCUUUCAGCGGAUUUCCCCCCUUUGGAGGGGGCUUUUCCUCUUUUGAUACAGGAUUCACUUCCUUUGGUUCCCUAGGUCACGGGGGCCUCACUUCCUUCUCUUCCACGGCGUUUGGUGGCAGUGGGAUGGGCAACUACAAAUCGAUAUCCACUUCGACUAAAAUGGUCAACGGCAGGAAAAUCACCACGAAGAGGAUUGUGGAGAAUGGACAGGAGAGGGUGGAAGUUGAAGAAGACGGCCAGUUGAAGUCCUUGACGAUAAAUGGUGUGGCCGACGAGGACGCCUUCGAGGAAGAGUGCCGGCGACGGGGCCAGACUGCGCUGCCCGCCAGCACCAGCGCCCGCUUGCUGAGGCCGCAGAAGCCAGCUUCCCUGCCCAAGCACGCGUCCCACUACACGUGUGAGGACGAGGACGAGCCCAGCAGGCCCCGCGCCACCAGCACCUGGGAGCCCCCCUCCGUGUUCUCCGCAGGUGUGCACAGGGAGACCACCGCCCAGCCCUCCCCCGGCCAGGCCGCCCGGCGCUCCCCACGCCAGGCCGCCCAGCCCUCCUGCCGCCAGGCCGCACAGCCCUCCCGCCACCAGGCCACCGAGCCUCCUCCCCGCCAGGCCGCCCAGCCCUCCCGCCACCAGGCCACUGAGCCUCCUUCCCGCCAGGCUGCCCAGCCUCCCCGGGGCCAGAGGUCGCUCCUGUGCUGCUGUGUCCUGACCUGAUGGGGAGGCCGGGCAGAACCCACCAUUAAAGCGGGUGCCCAGUCUCCCACGAUGGCAUGUGGUGUGUUGUCUGGGGCAGGAGGUGACAGGUGUGGGGGUCCCGUCCCUGGCAGAUGCACACCCUGCCACCUCAGUGUGCUCACGCCUGCCCAGGGUGCCGCUGUGCCGGGUGCCAACCCAGCCUCCCGCAGGUGCGCACCCAGCUGCCCAGGCCCAGCUCCGCCCUUGCCAGCCUCGUGACCGGCGAUCCCUUAGAGCCUAGACAGGUCUUUGGGGUGCGUCCUGCAUGGAGCACUCUGGCUCUGACAGGGGUGGCUGAGUCUUGAGGCCACAUCAUGUCGAUGUCGGCGGAGCCCUCUGUCCGAUCCCAGCACUGCAGUGGCCCUGCGGCUUACGUGGUUAGAUGCUGACCCUGGUUCCCGCAUCAGUGACGUAUCUGCGUGUGCGGGGAGACUGCUUCCGUGGCCCUGGGACAGAGCGGCGUGGUCUGAGUGGGAGCUGCCAGGUGGGGCCUGUCCUCCGUCUCUGGCACUGCCCUGGCAAGCCCCCCGGCCUUUCCGCGUGGAGCAGAGAGAGGCCUGCAUUCGUCUUGGGGAGGGCGGGGGUCUGGGCCUCGAGCUGCGGGCAGAGUCCAGUGGGGCUGCGUAGAGCUGGCCGCUGGCCCGGGAGCGCUGUCGGCAGAGGCAGGUGGGCUUUUCCGGGGUGACUGAGCGGGAAGGAGGCGCUGGGAGGGGCUGUGUAGCUUCAGAAAAAAAAGAUCUCCGCAUCUGGGCAUGCAGACGUUUGCCCUGGGUGGACCGUCUUGGCGUGGACUUGGCAAGGGGCAGGGGCGAAGGUCUAGUGUCCUCGAACAGGUAUGGUUUGCACAGGGAUUGAGCGGGCUGUGUCCUUUGGUUGGAAGGUACACGGUUCCCAGGGGUAAGGCUGUGGGCCCAGCCUGCCCGGAGGCAUCUUGGUCCCACAGGAGGUGGACCUGGGCUUGCUCUGGGGCCGCAGUGAGGCCCUUGCUUCUCCGCCCAGAGGUCAGGCCCGGGGAGGGAGGGAGAACGGCCCCUGCCAAGGAGCCAGGGGACGUGGGAAUUGGGGAAUAGACAGAAGUGAUGCUCUGAAGUCCUGUGCUUCUUUUGGCUCUUCUGUCGGGUCCCUCCCACCCCAGCCUGAACCCUCAACAGCACGAGGGGCCGGCUUGCGUUUUGCUGGGUCUUUCGCCCUGCUGGUCCCGUGGGGCCGGGGCACGCCCAGCGGGUUCUGCGUGCGGUCACGUCGCCCCAUGUUUGUUCUUUCUUUCCCAUCAUUUCGAGGCCUUCAAAAGAGCAUCCGCAAAAAAAAAAAAAAAAAAAAAAAAAAAAAA
Molecule: messenger RNA, 4751 nt
Organism: Sus scrofa (pig)
Lineage: Eukaryota; Metazoa; Chordata; Mammalia; Artiodactyla; Suidae
Source: RefSeq, a predicted model, not a curated record